GGCCGGGAUCGAACCCGACCCGAUAAGCGGCAUAGUAAACAACCUGGAGAUCAGCCUCUAAACCGAGAAGUCGUAUUUGCCCUCUGAUUUCAUAGGCUUGCUGUCGUCGUCAGGGAAGCGAUCCCAAUUGCCUUCAAACCCUAAUUUCGAGAAUUUCUCCAUCGAAUCGCUCACGGGGAAAAUGACUGAGGUAGUAACUGAUGCUAAUGCUGGAAAUAGACGACGUUUACCAUCAUGGAUGCUGCAGGUAAAAUCUGGUGCUGAACAAAGAAAAUCUGCAGGUAAAGAUGCAAAAUGUUCUCGACCAGAAGAAGAGACCAAGAGUCAAGCAGCUCGGUCUAAGAUAAAACCUGAUCAAAAGAUUCAAUACCCUAACUCAGGAGUCUCCACAGCAAUCAGAUAGCUUGCAAGGGCGUGAGGCAAGGCGAAGAACCAAAAAAAAACAACAAGAAAAGAUGAUGGUCCCUCCACUUCUUUAACGGUUCGUAGUGGGGCUAAGAGAAAAAUCAAGAGGAAGAUCCUUGAAACAUCAGUAAAUGAAAGUACUGCUGCUACAAAGAAGCAUGUAAAGAGUAAAAGGCUCAAAAAUAACGAGUUGGAAGUAGUAUCCCCAGGAAGGAGCGACAAAGAAAUAUCAUUGACAGCUGAAGAUCUUCUCACCAUUGCAGAAGAGUAUGUCGUUGCUGGUAAGGAACAACAAAAUGAACUACUAGCUUCAAGAGAGUGCACAUCAGAAACAAAUCCUUCAAACCUGUCAAUUUCGUCGAAGGCUAUUAAGGGCGGAGCUCUCCAAGCUGGUGAAUCCAGUCACAUAUUAUCCAGAUGCACAAGUACCAAUCAUAGUUCUCGUCUAAGUGAGAAUGAAGAGAAGGAAAGAGAGAACCGCAAAAGUGGAAAUUUCUCUGGUAACAUUAUAAGCACAGGAGACAGUGCUCAAUAUAUGGUGAAUCUCUAUCUAGGUCCUUUUAUGAUGAAAUCCCCAUGCAAGGAGCAGAGUAUUCAGAAAAUUGAACCAAAAAGAUUGGUGUCAGCUCAGACAAUCGAAUCAAAGAGAUGGACGUCAGCUCAGACAAUUGACUCAAACGGAUUGCCAUCAAUUCAGGAAAUUGAAGCAAAAGAAUUGCCCUCAAUUUGGGCAAUUGAAUCAAAAGCAUUACCAUCAAUCUAUGAAUUAAACAAACAGCUCACAAGCCAUGAAUUUUCGAAAGAAGAGGCACCCUUGAUGAAGAAGAAGAGCAGUCUCAAGGACAAGGUGGCUAUGUUCUUUGACCAGUCAGAUAAAUUUUGAGGAGAAUGACAUACUAAUUAAUUAACCAGAUCAAAAGGAAGAGGAUGAUGAGGAAGUCACUAUCAGUGUGAGGACAUCAAUCCAAAGGUCUUUGGUGAGAAGAGGCAUGGCGGAUAUCGAUUUAGCCAAAGGAAGCAUGUUUCCCUGGUGCAAUUUCAGGAAAACACUGCCCGUUGUAUCCCAAAACUUCAGCUAGAAUGCUGGCAAUGGUGCUAGCAAGCUCUGAAAGUGAGCAUGCAGGUUUCUUCAUCACCUCCCUCCCAAUGUCAGUGGUCAUUACCUUUGAUAUUCUUAACUACCUGUCUAAACUGGGUUAGUAAAAUGAAAAUUUCCAGUAAGUUUGAAAACAUCAUAGAGGGCAUAUAGGAGAAGACUUCUUUUUUAAUGUACA
Asparagus officinalis (garden asparagus) is the source of this 1679-nucleotide messenger RNA. RefSeq lists its product as uncharacterized. The transcript is spliced from 4 exons. The record is from RefSeq and is a predicted model, not a curated record. NCBI's taxonomy places the organism in Eukaryota, Viridiplantae, Streptophyta, Magnoliopsida, Asparagales, Asparagaceae.